GUCUGGUUUCAAAAUCGUCGUGCAAAAGCUAAUCGUGCUAAAGCAAAUGAACAUAAUGCUUCGCACCAACAUCAUCGAUUCUUACAUCAUCAUUCCGUUUCAACAGCUCAAGCUGCUAGUGGUCAUGCUUCUUCUAUUGGCAUGAUCAAUCCUGGAAAUUUCACUUUUGUUCCAAUGUUUACAAAUGGUGGCCCUUCAGCUGGUUGUCCGGCAAAGGGUCGUAACAAUCGAAGACACUCUUGUGUUACUUCUACCAUUAAUUCUCAGAAAAAGUCUUCCCAAAAUUCUCCUUUCACUAGACAAAGAGCUGCCACUGUUACUGACCAUCAACUUCACCAUGUUUAUGGUCAUAAUCAUACCGGUCAUACCGUUCCCCCUUCCCCUGUUUCUCCUACUACUCCAAUUUUACCUCCUCCUAUUCCAUCUUCACAUUAUAUGUUACCUGGUCUUAAUCCUUGUACUCUUCCACCUCCUAUCGUUCCUCCAAUUAAAGAUCUUCUUGCUCCUCCUUCUGAUCUAUAUCAAUCUGGUCAACAUUCUUUGACCUCGGUUCACCAUCAAUCUUAUACUCAACCUCACCAUUCAUAUCCUUCAGCUGUUGAAUCUCAAUCAACUCUUUCUUCAGCUGUAUCAAAAACUUCUCCUAUUGAUAUUCUUGCCACAGCUGCUGAGUUUGUUCAAAGUGAGGAAAAAGAAAAGGAACGCCUUAGGGCCCUUGAAGCUAUGAAACGAGAUGAUGAGAAUGAUGAUUCUCAGAAAUCAAGCGUUUGGAGACCUUG
This is a messenger RNA of Racocetra persica, 779 nucleotides long. The record is from the annotation of a GenBank genome assembly. NCBI's taxonomy places the organism in Eukaryota, Fungi, Glomeromycota, Glomeromycetes, Diversisporales, Gigasporaceae.